CUCUAAAGAUGGCAGCACUGAGAAAGUGCUCAAUGUUGUAGACUACACCACGGAGGAUUCUUUCAAUGCUCGGGGUAUUGACAUCCCUGUGAUCGAUAGAAUUAGAGAGAGACCUCAAUAUACAAGACGUAUGAGUUACCAUGGUAAACAGAACUCAAAACGUGUGAAUUAUCACCACCAUAGAAGUAAAUCUGAGGAAAGAACAAUAGCAGAAGCCUCUCCUUCUGACUUUGAUGCUGUUAUUGCCCAGGCAAGGCUUACAGAAGAGUCCAAUCUUGGAAUCCAGACAGGUUCCCCAGUACAUUUGCCAAAAAAGACAUCUGAUGAGCAAAUCAAUAAAAAUAACCGCAACCCCAGAAAGAUAACCAGCCUCCCCGACCAGACUUACAGUAGUAGUGCUCCAUUAGAUUCUGAUGGCUUUAAGACAUACAUGGACGACAACCAGAUCAUUGAGCUGGCUCGCAUGGACCUCAUGAAGAUAUUAGGCCUUGAUGAUGAAGAGUUAUUGGAGGGCAAGCUUACGUUGAAGUAUCUCCGCUCUGGAAGGGCACUCACCAAGCAGGGAGACCAAGAUGCUAGCCUUGUGUUUGUUGUUACAGGCACCCUUCAAGUCCUACAACAGGUGGUUGGCAAUGAAAAUGAAGAGAGGACACUGUUCAUAGCUCACCCUGGAGAGAUGGUUGGAUCUUUGGCUGUACUAACAGGAGAACCCUCCUUCUUCACUACAAGGGCUAGAACUGAUGUAAGGAUCAUCCUGAUAUCUAAGAAUGACUUUUAUGGUAUAAUGCAGGAGAGGCCAAGGAUUGUCCUGAAUGUUGCAGAGACAGUGUUAAGAAGAAUGUCUCCAUUUGUGCGUCAAAUAGAUUUUGCACUGGAUUGGACCCAGAUGGAGGCUGGGAGAGCCCUCUAUAGGCAAGGGGACCAUUCAGAUUCCAUUUACAUUGUGCUGAAUGGAAGAUUGAGAUCUGUGGUGUCCCUUCUCAGUGGGAAGAAAGAACUCAUAGGGGAAUAUGGUAGAGGAGAACUUGUAGGUCUGGUAGAGAUAUUAACCCAGACUGAUAGAUCUACUACAGUAAUGGCAGUCAGAGACACAGAGCUUGCCAUGUUGCCAGGAGAAUUGCUCAAUCUCAUCAAGCGUAAAUAUCCACAAAUUGUUACACGUCUCAUCCACUUAUUGGGACAAAGGAUUUUGGGAAGCCUUCAGGACAGAAAUGUAUCAUCGGCUUUAUCAGAACAUCCAAAUGUUGAUCUGCGACCUGCAGUGGCUAAUCUUGCCACAGUGGCAAUACUAGGAGCCUCUGAUGACGUUCCAACAUCCAACUUCACGCUAGAGUUACAGUAUGCUCUCAAUACUAUAGGCCCUACCCUAAGACUCACUAGUGAGAUUAUACAAAACAGACUGGGAGUUAAUGCUCUUGACACUGUCAAUGAGUAUAGACUGCUUAGCUGGCUUGGUCAACAGGAGGAUAUACAUAGGAUAGUCCUGUACCAGUGUGACCAGAGAAUGACAGCAUGGACCCAACGAUGCAUCAGACAGGCUGAUUGUAUACUCAUAGUUGGACGUAGUGGGAAUGAGCCAAAAGAAAGUCCACUGGAAAAACAAGUAGAGAAUAUGGCAGUUAGGGCUCAGAAGGAACUUGUUCUACUCCACAAAGAUGAGUCAGUUAAACCAACACGUACGGUGGAAUGGUUGAAUGCUAGAGGCUAUUGCAACUCACAUCAUCACAUCAAAUGCCCUAAAAGAGUAUUUAGUAAAAAGUCCCAAGCCAAAAUGAUGGAAAUUUAUGAAAAACUGUAUGAAACACCUCCAGACUGCCAUUCAGAUUUUUCCCGUCUUGCGAGAUUUCUUACUGGCACCUCAGUGGGUCUCGUACUAGGAGGGGGCGGAGCUAGAGGCUGUGCUCAUGUAGGACUUAUACGUGCAAUGACUGAGCUUGGGAUACCCAUAGAUAUGGUAGGAGGGACAAGUAUAGGAUCAUUUAUGGGGGGAUUAUGGUGUGCAGAACGCAACAUUACAACAUUCACACAAAAGGCCAGGGAAUGGUCAAUGGAGUUUGGUAAGAUCUAUAAGAAAGUUUUGGACCUGACCUACCCCAUCACAUCUAUGUUCUCAGGUGCAUCAUUGAACCACGCUGUAGAGGAUGUGUUCAAACACACCCAGAUAGAAGAUCUCUGGCUCCCAUACUUCUGUGUUACAACAGACAUCUCAUCCUCCAAGGAGAGGAUCCAUACAAGCGGUUGUCUUUGGAGGUAUUGCAGAGCCAGCAUGUCCCUAGCGGGUUAUCUACCACCUCUUUGUGAUCCAACUGAUGGUCAUCUCUUACUAGAUGGCGGCUACGUUAAUAAUUUACCAGCUGAUGUUAUGCGAGCCAGAGGGGCACAGACAAUAUUUGCCAUUGAUGUAGGGGCACAGGAUGAAGCCAAUCUUACUAACUAUGGCGAUGUGUUGUCUGGUUGGUGGUUGCUAUGGAAACGAUGGAAUCCAUGGGCAUCUGCUGUCAAGGUCCCCAGUAUGGAUGAAGUCCAGAGCAGGCUGGCUUAUGUCUCCUGUGCCAAACAGAUGGAAGCUGUGAUGAACUCAGGCUAUUGUGAAUACAUCAGGCCUCCAAUAGACAAAUACAAGACAUUACAAUUUGGUGCUUUUGAUGAAAUAAAUGAAGUGGGCUACAACCAUGGGAAGACCCUGUUUGGAGCACUUAAAGAUACUAGCCUCAUCAAAGAUAUGUUCAAAGAAAAGUCAAGGGACAAAAUCAAACCAAAGUGCCAUCAGACGCAGGUUCCAGCCAAUGCAGCAUUUACAGAUCUAGCAGCCAUGGUCUCACAGAUAGAAGAGCCACAGAGUGCCAAAUUUUUCAUCUCUGAUAUAGAUGAAGAUGAUGAAUAUGAAGAUGAAGAGGAUGAGGUUUCCAUAGCAACAACAAUUAUAUCAUCCAGAACUCCAAAACACAAGAUUGUAUCACAGUUAUCCAAUGCUUCCAGUAAAGCAGAGAGUGGAGUACACAAGAGGGCAAGGAUAGGUUCUGGGAGUGGAUUCAAGGUUGAAAAAAGACGAACUGAAAAAACUGAAGAUUCUCACAAAACCAAGGAAGCUUAGAAGGUUCCUCACUAGUGCCAGGGGGACCAAAAAUUAUAUAGCUGAACACUUACAUUAGGAGCACCCUGUUAAAUACAUGGACCAUAUCAUAUAAUAUAGAUAUGUAUAUAUACACUCCCCUCCAAAGGUUU
Molecule: messenger RNA, 3225 nt
Organism: Owenia fusiformis
Lineage: Eukaryota; Metazoa; Annelida; Polychaeta; Sabellida; Oweniidae
Source: the annotation of a GenBank genome assembly